Lasiodiplodia theobromae is the source of this 1518-nucleotide messenger RNA. RefSeq names its product Heterokaryon incompatibility protein. Lineage: Eukaryota; Fungi; Ascomycota; Dothideomycetes; Botryosphaeriales; Botryosphaeriaceae. The record is from RefSeq and is a predicted model, not a curated record. Bases 1 to 1518 code for a protein of 505 amino acids. The transcript has 2 exons.
AUGAUGGGGAUGGAUGUCUUCUUUCUACGGCCGGCGAUGCACAAUGAAAAUCCGAGGAGAAAAGGUAUCUAUCUUCUGCCGCUCGACGUUCCCGAUGGCCAGCCUCCCGGUCGUCUUGUUGAUCCGAAGGUAGCCGAUUUCCACCUGGUCCAACGAUGGAUCCACUGUUGUGACCAAUGGCAUGCCGAGACUUGCCAUUCCGCCUAUCAACACGAGCUUGAUGGGGUCGGACUACUCCGGGUGGUCGAUGUGCAGAGGCAAUGUCUUGCAUACAUCGAGCCAAGCUCGCGCUAUUUUGCACUGAGCUACGUUUGGGGACGCGUCGAAACGCUGCAGACAACACGGAAGAACCUGGAACAGCUCGAACAGGACGGUGCCUUGUCUUCGGGGAAGCACCUAAUUCCGCGGACUAUCCGCGACGCCAUUGCGGCGGUGUCGAAGAUUGGCGAGCGAUACCUCUGGAUCGAUGCCCUGUGCAUCAUUCAGGACAAAGACUCUGACGAGAAACCGGUUCUUCUGGGACAGAUGGACAAGAUCUACGGAAAUGCUUAUGUCACCAUCGUUGCAGCUGUGGGGGACAACGCAGAUGCUGGGUUGCCUGGUGUCUGUAGCGACAAUCCUCGGGUUAUCCCACAGACUGUGCUAUCGUACGGUGACGGUCGGCGCCUGGCCAUUUCACAAUCACCUUUCGAGCACACGCUUGGACAGCACUACGAUGAGGCAAGAUGUACUUGUGUGUGGAAUAAACGGGCGUGGACUCUACAAGAGCGGCUUCUUUCCCGUCGAAAAUUGGUCUUUCUCGAGGAAGGCGUUCAUUUCAACUGCCACGGCAUGACAUGGACUGAGGACAUCGCGGCCGAGACAGAAGAGACGAUGCGGCACUUUCAGAUGUUCGACUUCGAGGGUGUCACGGAUGAAGACCGUUGGUUCUCAGGUAUCAGCCGGAAAGGAAGCCGUCCGAGAAAAAAGGAAGAAUACACGGUGCCUGGUCCCGAAGCCACCCUUCCCAGUUUUAUAGACUAUUGCAACCUCGUCUCCAACCACUUGCGAAGAGAAAUAUCAUUCGAGGAAGACAUCCUCAACGCUUUCCAGGGCAUUUUGAGCAGCUUGGCCUACUCCUUCGGCUCUUUCCAUUACGGACUCCCCGAGACAUUUUUCACCUUGGGUCUUCUUUGGCAACCGAGCGACUUCUGUAGGCGCCGAGUCAAGACCGCAACUAAGGAUAUUCUCUUGGAAAUCCCAUCAUGGUCCUGGGCCGGUUGGGUUUGCAAUGUCGACGUCGCGCAUUGGACGGCCGCUUGCGACUACGUCGUACACCAAGACAUCGCGCGGAGUUAUCGCACUACACCAACGACCACGUUUUUCUCGCCCUUGGCCGGGAAAGAAGCACAGAAUGAGGACUGUCGCAUUCAAAUACCGGACGACAGGAUGCGGUACAGGUCCGUCGCUGACGAGCCUCCAAGUCUCGCCCAAUGCGCACAACUAUGGCAGUCGCCGAAAUGCUGCAUCGAUCCUUGA